AUGGCAACGCAGCAAGAACUCAAGCGUCGUUCGAGGACUGAUUAUCAUUUCUGGCGGGACUUUCAAACACGAUGGUCUGAUAAUGACAUGUAUAAUCAUAUGAACAAUAGCAUUUAUAACGCUCUUUACGACGCUAUAGUUAACAUCUAUCUCGUUGAGGAAUGUCAGCUGCAUCCGCCCACGUCUCCGCAAUAUGGCCUGGUAGUACACAGCGAAGUAGACUUUUUUGGAGCUAUCGCAUUUCCCGCUGUGGCUGAGGUCGCUCUUCGUGUCAAUAAGAUAGGCAAGAGCAGUGUUACCUACGAAGUCGCGCUGUUUGAAAAAAACUGCCCCCAAGUCAAGUCGGUCGGCACUAUUACCCAUGUCUUUGUGGAUCGCGACACUGGGAGACCAGCAGUCAAGGGCAUGAGCCCAGAACUAGCUGCGAAUCUACGCAAGAUUCUAGUGGUAUCAUCCAAGUUAUAG
Messenger RNA from Blumeria graminis f. sp. triticale, 465 nucleotides. Lineage: Eukaryota; Fungi; Ascomycota; Leotiomycetes; Helotiales; Erysiphaceae. The record is from the annotation of a GenBank genome assembly.